Messenger RNA from Polyodon spathula (Mississippi paddlefish), 1332 nucleotides. RefSeq names its product glucose-induced degradation protein 8-B homolog. The coding region runs from base 16 to 861 and encodes 281 amino acids. Gene Ontology annotation, molecular function: protein binding. The record is from RefSeq and is a predicted model, not a curated record. The transcript has 5 exons. Lineage: Eukaryota; Metazoa; Chordata; Actinopteri; Acipenseriformes; Polyodontidae. Gene Ontology annotation, cellular component: nucleus; cytoplasm. Gene Ontology annotation, biological process: proteasome-mediated ubiquitin-dependent protein catabolic process; positive regulation of canonical Wnt signaling pathway.
UUACGUUUUAACACAAUGCCUUGCGCCCAGUCAUGGCCAAUCAAUCAAAGAAGACGUCGUCGACCGAAGAGCCGAUUGAAGAAGUCUCGAGUACAGAUAACGCAAUCUCGCGAGAGUUUCCUCCUGGUCCUGCAGCUGCUGGUGAGUGAAAGCAGCACAUUCAGGGUGUUCAUGAUGAGUUAUGCUGAAAAGCCUGAGGAUAUAACUAAAGAUGAGUGGAUGGAAAAACUCAAUAAUGUACACAUCCAGAGAGCAGACAUGAAUCGACUCAUCAUGAACUACUUAGUAACAGAAGGAUUCAAGGAGGCAGCAGAGAAGUUCAGAAUGGAAUCUGGAAUUGAGCCUAGCAUAGACCUGGAUUCCUUAGAUGAGCGAAUAAAAAUCAGAGAAAUGAUCUUGAAAGGACAAAUUCAAGAGGGAAUUUCAUUGAUCAACAGUCUACAUCCAGAGCUGUUGGACACAAAUCGCUACCUGUACUUUCAUCUGCAGCAACAGCACCUGAUUGAGCUGAUUCGCCAGCGGGAGACGGAAGCAGCGCUGGAGUUCGCUCAGACACAGCUGGCAGAGCAGGGGGAGGAGAGCCGUGAGUGUCUCACUGAGAUGGAGCGCACACUCGCUCUGCUUGCCUUCGACAACCCAGAGGACUCGCCAUUUGGGGACCUGCUCAACAUGAUGCAACGACAGAAGGUAUGGAGUGAAGUCAACCAGGCUGUUUUAGAUUAUGAAAACCGAGAGUCUACACCUAAACUAGCAAAAUUGCUGAAACUGUUACUGUGGGCUCAAAACGAAUUGGACCAGAAGAAAGUCAAAUACCCUAAAAUGACAGAUCUCAGCAAGGGCACAAUUGAGGAACCCAAGUAACUUUAAGAUUGGUGCAAUCGCACUGAGACUUUAAACAAGGACACUCAUACUUCCUAUUUAUAAUCAGUCUGUGACUGGACCAAUUUUUUUUUUUGUGUGCAAAAGAGAGGACUAAGUAACUCAAUGGUAUAAACUAGAUUUUAAAGUAACAACUCUGUUAAAGGCCAAAAGCUACAUUUCAAGACACCAAGGUUUAAAAUCGAUGUGGUAUGUUGCAGAAUAAAGUUCAAGAACUUUUUCCAAAGCAUAGUUAAUGAGUAAAAAGGUCUUGGAAGGAAAUGGGAUUUCUUUUCAGUUAAUUUUUUUUAUAAUUUACUGUAGUUCCUUGGAUUAAAUCUGAUGCUUUUGGAUUUUAAUGGAACUGUUAUUAAGCAAAAAGGUUACUUUACCUUUUCAGGUGUUAUAAUAAGGAGGUGUACAUACAGUGUAAGUUUAUUCUAAGCCUGAAUUAGGCCCCUUAAUGAGGCAUAC